AAAAUACAGGACAGAAUUGUGGUCUCUUUAAAGCCUAAGGCGAGCUCUGACACCGAGCGUAUGCUUAACCGAAGGUGGGGGCGACGUUCCCGUGCCAUUUCCUGAUUGGAGUCCAUUGUGCGUCAACGAGGGAGGGGGCGCACUAUCUGCCGACGCGCAGGCAUACUGUUCCGAGCGCUCCAGGACCAGGGCCAUCUUUGGUCGUCCUCAAAGUGUGGACAACAUCUCUCAUUCCGACGCUUUGCAAUCUCAUGAUCAAAAAAACCAACGACAACAACAAAAAACUCGGCUAAAGUGACAAGCGAGCGUCCGAAGCAGCUGCACAGAGAGCGGGACACUCACUGGCAUUUCCCCCCCCCCCCCCCACUCUGGCCCCCGCGGGACCUUUCGCUGCGUUUCUCACGGAAAAAGAGGGCGAGACAACAUGGAUGAAGAAUAUGAUGUGAUCGUUUUGGGCACCGGACUCACAGAAUGCAUCCUGUCUGGGAUCAUGUCUGUGAACGGUAAGAAGGUUCUGCACAUGGACAGGAACCCGUACUACGGUGGUGAGAGCUCCUCCAUCACCCCCCUGGAGGAGCUUUACAAGCGCUUCAGUCUUCCCAACAGUCCGCCAGAAUCCAUGGGCCGAGGACGCGACUGGAACGUUGACCUCAUCCCCAAGUUCCUCAUGGCCAACGGCCAGCUGGUGAAGAUGCUGCUCUACACAGAAGUGACUCGCUACCUGGACUUCAAAGUGGUGGAGGGAAGCUUUGUCUACAAGGGCGGAAAGAUCUACAAGGUGCCAUCCACCGAGACUGAGGCGCUAGCUUCCAAUUUGAUGGGAAUGUUCGAGAAGCGCCGCUUCCGCAAGUUCUUAGUCUUCGUGGCUAACUUUGACGAGAACGACCCCAAGACCUUUGAGGGCGUGGACCCCAAGACCACAACAAUGAGGGACGUUUACAAGAAGUUUGACUUGGGUCAGGACGUCAUUGACUUUACUGGCCACGCCCUGGCCCUCUACAGGACAGAUGAGUACCUGGAUUUUCCCUGCCUGGAUACUAUCAACCGUAUCAAACUGUACAGCGAGUCGCUGGCGCGUUACGGGAGGAGCCCGUACCUCUACCCCUUGUAUGGCCUUGGAGAGCUGCCGCAGGGAUUUGCCAGGUUGAGUGCCAUCUACGGAGGCACCUACAUGCUCAACAAGCCGGUGGAUGAGAUUGUGAUUGAAGGCGGCCACGUGAUCGGCGUCAAGUCUGAAGGCGAGGUGGCUCGCUGCAAGCAGCUGAUCUGCGACCCCAGCUACAUCGCCGAGCGCGUGCGCAAGGCCGGCCAGGUGAUCCGCGUCAUCUGCAUCCUCAGCCAUCCCAUCAAAAACACCAACGACGCCAAUUCCUGCCAGAUCAUCAUCCCGCAGAAUCAGCUCAACCGGAACUCAGACAUCUACGUGUGCAUGAUCUCUUACGCCCACAACGUGGCGGCCCAGGGGAAGUACAUCGCUAUCGUCAGCACCACGGUGGAAACCGGCGAGCCAGAGUCCGAAAUCCAACCCGCCUUCGAGCUGCUGGAGCCCAUUGACCAAAAAUUUGUGGCUAUCAGUGAUCUGUACGAGCCCACAGAUGAUGGUACAGAGAGCCAGAUCUUCGCCUCCAGGUCCUAUGACGCCACCACUCACUUUGAGACCACCUGCAACGACAUCAAGGACAUCUACAAGCGCAUGACCGGCAGCGACUUUGACUUUGAGAACAUGAAGCGCAAACAGAACGACGUGUUCGGGGAGGAUGAGCAGUGAGCGGCCCGAGAGGGAGGCGGGAGGCGGGCGGCCGUGGCGCCGGCGGCGGCGGCAUUUCUGAAGGGGCAAAAGGGGGUCGAUGGCUGCGGGCUGCAAACGUUAGAAUUAAGGAGGCGGGAAAGAAGAAGUGCUGUACCUGUCUUCAACCAUUUGCCUCCUUUUCCCUGUAAACCCCCCCCCCACCCCAACACAUACACACGCCACGGUCACCGAAAGCAGGGCUGAUACUGUCUUUCAUUCCAUUGUAGAAUCUAGAAUCACAUCUGAACCCUUGUCAGUAGAGGUCCAUUUCUAAGGCAAUUCUCAAGCACUUCAUUCUUUCUCGACCUUCUUUUCUCAUGUCAGAUAACAUCUUAGCAGACAUUAACAGGGGUGUCAAACCUAUUUUAGUUCAGGGGCCACAUUCACCCCAAUUUGAUCUCAAGUGGGCCAGACCAGAAUAUUUGUGGCCUUGUAAACUAUAUCCAUCCAUCCAUCCAUUUUCUAAACCGCUUAUCCUCUUUCGGGUCACGGGUGCGCUGGUGCCUAUCUCGGCUAAUUUCGGGUGGGAGGCGGCGUACACUCGCAAUCACGAUCGCAGGGCACAAACAGACAAACCACCAUUCGCACUCACAUUCAUACCUACAGUCAAUUUAGUGUCUUCAACUAAUCGACCAUGCAUGAUUUUGGAACGUGGGAGGAAACCGGAGUGCCCGGAGAAAUCCCACGCAGGCACGGGGCGAACAUGCAAACUCCACACAGGGAGGCCGGAUUUGAACCCACAACUGUGAGGCUACCGUGCUGCUCCCGAGUAAAUGUGAAUAAUGAAAAAUUCAAAUUUUUCUUGGUGCAAAUUAUUACAAGUACAUUUGGAAAAUAUUCAUAUUUAUUGACUAUUAUCUUAUAAUAUUAGUGCAAUUUCAACAUGAGUAAGAAUCAGUGUUUUUAUAUACACGUGCAACUUACAGAUCUCAGUGGAUCUAUAUACUGUAUGUUCCUUUUAUAAAACAACUUUGUUCCUGAAACUUGGCAUCUCUCAGCCUUUACAAGUGCAUCAAUAUCUGGUGUCAAAUCCUGAGUGGCAGCCAAUUUCAGAAUACAUAUAAGUGGUUAUUGAAGUGGUCGUCAGUGCGCCGACCAGUGGCCAAAUUUAGCCACAACAGAAAGUUUGAUUGAAAAAUUGCAGUGAAUGUGUUCUAUCCCCACGGCCCGACUUGGACCCCCAGAUGGGCCGUACGUUGGACACCCCUGGUGCAUGCAUCAUAGACACACACAGUAGUAUUGCGCAUCACCUCAUACGCUCGCAAGGCCGGACGGUCGCACCGGUCAGCCUUGCUUUCACCCGUCCUUCAAUCCACAACGUGCGUAUUCAGACGACGGCUCCGUCGACUAAUGUGCUAACUUUGCCGUGCUGUUGUGUCUCCACGUGCGCUAGCAGGCCAGCUAACCAGUUGCUCUUUUCUGUCACUCCGCUGGCCAAACUCGCGGCAUUCCUUUUACCUUGCAGUAGUUGUAACCUUUAAAAGGAUUCCAGAGUUUUACGUCUUUGUGUUUGGUGCACGUUUUCACUGGCUGAAGUUAUGACGUUUACAGAGGGGAGGUUCAAACUGCGCUUCAGCACAAAUUGUAUUGAAAGAGUAAACAAGGCUUUUUUUAAUUGUGGCAAUUGGAAGUGGCAUAGAUAGGUUUGUGGAAAGUUUCACUGUUGAGUGAAUACAGACUGAAAUUUUGGCCCAGAGUGAAAAAGCCCGGUUGUGUCCUAGUUGUUCCAAGCUUUGCGUAUGUCAUGGAGAUGAGUUCAUUGCCUGCAGGCUAAAUUGAAUGCAAGUGCCAGUUUGCCUCCACGAAGACAAAGCAGAAGAGAAAUGGCGCCCCACAACAAACAAAGCAACAUGUUGGGAUUUGCUUGAAGCCUUAAUUUGGGCUUUGAUUCAAAUCUUUGGGCCGUUACUGUACCUCUUAGCGGCGCUCGCUCACCUACACAUCCACACUAGCUAAUUCUUUCCUUGGGCAUCCGCUCACUCGGCAACCCUGAGCACACUUAUUGGGGUGUACGUUGUACAUGUCUUAAUUAUAUUUGAUAUUUAUUAACGAUGCUAUACAGUGCUAUCAUUUUUGCUUGUUCUGCAGCGCGCACACAUAUACAGAGCAAUGAUGUGUGUUCUAUUUGACUUUCUCCAGCCAUCCUUCCAGUGUUUGUCACGCUUGGAUUGAGGAAUGGCCGAAACCCGAACGUGAACGCUGUGUUCUUGCCAAUUUCACACUAUACAUUAUUUCACUGAACAACAUUGUGUGUGUGGACAAAUGUUACCUGAAAAUAACUGGAAUACUCCUUCCUCAUUAAUAUAUUGCCCUGCCUUCCUCAGCAAACAGUGCUGUACAUCUCUUUUUAUUAUUUAUUGAAAACAAAAAGCCCCAUGUGUGGUUGUACUGUUUUAAUUCUCAUUGUUUGGCCUUUGAGACCCACUAUUGACAAUUUCCCUGUGAAUUGAUGAAAGAAAUAGGUUGAGUCGUGGAAAAUUGACUGUCCUUGUUUGAUCACUAAUAUGUGAACAAUCCCUAAUGUCUUGUGUAACAAAUACAAUGAAUUAAAUUCUGAAUGAAAUGAUAGAAAAAUUAAAAAAAAGCAGAUGGCGAAAUCUGGAAAAAUGGUCUGCCAUUCUUUUC
Messenger RNA from Phycodurus eques (leafy seadragon), 4414 nucleotides. RefSeq names its product GDP dissociation inhibitor 1 (gene gdi1). Lineage: Eukaryota; Metazoa; Chordata; Actinopteri; Syngnathiformes; Syngnathidae. The transcript is spliced from 11 exons. Gene Ontology annotation, cellular component: cytoplasm. Gene Ontology annotation, molecular function: Rab GDP-dissociation inhibitor activity. Gene Ontology annotation, biological process: protein transport; small GTPase-mediated signal transduction; vesicle-mediated transport. The coding region runs from base 425 to 1768 and encodes 447 amino acids. The record is from RefSeq and is a predicted model, not a curated record.